Saccoglossus kowalevskii is the source of this 624-nucleotide messenger RNA. RefSeq lists its product as uncharacterized. The record is from RefSeq and is a predicted model, not a curated record. NCBI's taxonomy places the organism in Eukaryota, Metazoa, Hemichordata, Enteropneusta, Harrimaniidae.
AUGGUCGAAUACAGUGACAUCUCCGAUUCGGAGUACAACGAUGACAUUGAGAGAUUUUGCUCUCAAUACGACGAAAAAGAAGAUUUUAAGUUAACAAAACAACAAGAACGUCAACGUUUCGGUUUACCUGUAGACAAUGAACAGAUAGCUGCCAUUCAGAAUUCGCGAGUGCCAAAAAACAUGCGUAGAUGUACUAACUGUGGAGUGUCUGUGUUAGAUGAAUGGGGCCGAGCCAGAAAUGAACGAAAUGAAAUGAACGUGUUCACAUUUGUUCCCAGAUUAUGCAGCGAACUUGGUGUACGUGAACUUUCAUUUUGGUUGUGUCGCUUUGUUGUCGAGGCUCGUCGACAAGACGGAACAGAAUAUCCAUCUAAUAGCCUGCGUGUGCUUUGUAGCGCAAUUCAGAGAUAUUUACGUGACGAAUGCAAAAGAGUUGACUUGUGCUUUAUGGAUACACAUGCUCGGGAAUUUAUGGAAUUCCAUCACACCCUGGACGGUGUAAUGAAGAGUAUAGACAGACGGGGAAUAGGUGUUAUUAAACGUCAAGCUGAACCAUACACAGAUGAUGAUGAAAAUAAAUUGUGGGAUAAGGUUUUUUCCAUAGUCUGCUACAAAUUUGUGUAA